Neospora caninum is the source of this 555-nucleotide messenger RNA. RefSeq lists its product as hypothetical. Lineage: Eukaryota; Apicomplexa; Conoidasida; Eucoccidiorida; Sarcocystidae. The record is from RefSeq and is a predicted model, not a curated record. The transcript is spliced from 2 exons. The coding region runs from base 1 to 555 and encodes 184 amino acids.
AUGUCUCCUACCCCGCAAAAGCCUCCAGGAUCUACUCUUAGAGCUCCUUCCUCACUUUUUGCCUCUUCUUCACCGGCUUCUUCCUCGCCUCUAUCUUCUUCCACCUCUUCCUCUCUUUCUUCCUCUUCUGCCUCUUGUUCCUCUUCUUCGUCCUCGGCUUCCUUCUCUCUUGCGAGUGUUGAAAACGUGGUCUGUUUAGCUGAAAAGGCUGCAGAAGAGGCAGAAGUUGAGGCGGCGAAGGCGCGAGAAGUGGCGAGAGAAGCGAUAGAAGCAUCGCGGAGAGGCAGCGUGGCUGCGCGCUUUGCGUCCGACCAAGAUUCAAAAACAGAAACAAUCGUCAGGGAAACAGAUCGCGUCGUCGCGGAGACAGAGAAGGUGGUUGAGAAAGCAGACGCAGCUGCGCAUGCAGCAGAGGUCGAGGCAGCUGCGGCGGAGAGGAUUGCGGGAGAAAUCGAAGAGAACGUGUCAGCCCGGCGAGAGUCUCUCGGCUCGAACCUUCCCCCUCUCCCUCAUUUCCAGGGCGAACACCUGCGCCAGGGGAUGCCGGGGAAGUAG